Molecule: messenger RNA, 662 nt
Organism: Cornus florida
Lineage: Eukaryota; Viridiplantae; Streptophyta; Magnoliopsida; Cornales; Cornaceae
Exons: 1
Coding region: 115-594 (159 amino acids)
Source: RefSeq, a predicted model, not a curated record
UACACUCCCAUUUUUUGACUAAUUAGACCAUCCCUUCGUGUUCCAAAUUAAGGGAGAGAGAAAUCUAGAGGGGGAGGAGGGAGGUUUAUAGUGAAAAUUAUCAACAAAGUAGAAAUGGAGAAUCAACUAGAUUUCAUAGCCAAAUUUGCCAACUCUAUGGCCACCACAACAAACGACAAGUACACAAUCUUCGCCGGUGUCUUCUUCGUCAUCUUCAUCGUUCAUGUUUUUUACAAGUGGUUUCGCGGUGACCACCACCUCGCAGCAUUCACCUUCAACCCUAAUCUUAGCAACAAUGAUAAUUUGUACUGUGCUGUGUGCCUUCAUGAUGUCACCGGCGGCGAGAAGUACCGGAGGCUGCCGGAAUGCAAACACUGCUUCCAUGUUGACUGCAUCGACGCAUGGUUUGAGUCCCAUUCAACGUGCCCUCUAUGUAGAAGCCAUGUCUCUCAUACUUUUCAUCAGCAUCAACACGAGCAAAGUUUUCUCACUCAUUUUCUUUCAUUUUCUCAGAAAAUACUUUGGAACGUGUGUAAUCCUCUUAACUAUGAGCUUACUCUGAAUUUUUGUGAGAAUUUAAGAUACAUUUCUUAGCUAUAAAUAUUAAUGUUCAUUUCUUUGUAAUUAUGUAUUGUAUGAUCAUUAAAUGAAUAUUCAUUCAA